Messenger RNA from Aspergillus alliaceus, 828 nucleotides. RefSeq lists its product as uncharacterized. The transcript has 2 exons. The record is from RefSeq and is a predicted model, not a curated record. NCBI's taxonomy places the organism in Eukaryota, Fungi, Ascomycota, Eurotiomycetes, Eurotiales, Aspergillaceae. The coding region runs from base 1 to 828 and encodes 275 amino acids.
AUGUUGUCCAAUGUCAAUACCUCGCAGAAGGCCCUAUACUGGCUAUUAAUCCAAGCUACUCUCCUGUCACAAAUCCUCGCUCGACAAUGCUACUGGCGAGAUGGCAUGCCAGCGCUGAGCGAGCUUCAACCCUGCUUCCCAGAAAAAGAGAAUAGCGCUUGCUGCGCAACCAAGAAAACAAAUGGGGACCCAAACGAUAUCUGCACGGAGAGCGGGCUAUGCAUCGCACAGGUUUCACCGUAUGCCGGUCAGGUUCUGCGCGAUGGGUGUACGGAUUCGAGCUGGAAGAGUUCCGACUGUCCUAAUAUGUGCCCAGACUCAAUGAGAGGCGAAUAUGGUCUCCACAUUCUUCCCUGUCCCGACAUCAGCCUAAGACACUGGUGCUGCAGCGAUAAUGGCUCCAAUUGCUGCGACAACGCUUUUAAAUUAGAUAUAGGCACCAUGAUCCUCCCCACCGCCUCGAGUAGCUCAGUCGUUCCAUCUGCGGCCGCAACCGUCACUGCAACUACCACUGCGACAGUCACCCCCGGCACGACCAGCGAACCAACCUGCGAUGGCGCCUGUCAUGCCGAUACCACCACGGUUGCUGUAGGUGUGGGCGUCGGCGCGGGGCUAGGCGCUUGCCUUAUGGCGACUGUGUUCAUGCUUUGUUUUCAGCGCCGCACGUAUCAAAAAAAGUUACGAGAUAUUGGAAAAGUCACGCAUUUGGGCCAUUCUCCAGGUGUUCAGCAGUAUGGGGGGCCGCUUGUUGCUGUGCAUCCGGUGGAGUUGCCUCCAGGUCGCGAACCGGUGGUGCAUGAGAUUGAUAGUGGGUAUCAGGAGCGUUAG